UAUAUUUUAGCGAUAAAUCCGUGGUCACACUGCCGCCAAUUCAAUUGCAGUUUUUUCGCAACAAAUUUUAAAUUUAAUUAAUUAACUAGAACGCUAAUAAACAGUGAUAGCCAAGCUUCCCUGCAUUGUUUUCCACCGCUCGCUUGUUCGCAGCCAAAUUUCACCAAAGCUUCGGACUCGGGCAUCAUGACCGAAAAGUACGACGGUAAUGGCGACUUCUCCCCGUACAAUGAUAACGAAAACGAGUACAGUGGCAAGCCGCGCAAAAGUACUGGAGGCGGUGGGCCCGGUGCCCACAACGGUGACAGUUCCGCCCACGACCAUCAUGGAGGCGAUGGCAAUAGAAGUGUUCAGAUAAACGAGAAGGCCAAUGAGUACAUACGCGACUGCAUGGCCGAAAGGAAUCGCAUGGACCGAAAGUUUCCCAUUGGCGAGAAGCUUUUUGAUGGCGAGAUUGAAAAAGUCCAGACAACCGGGCGCAUACCGUCGCGGGAGCAGAAGUACGCGGACAUCUACCGGGAGAAGCCCCUUCGCAUAUCACAGCGCGUCCUAGUGCCAAUCAGAGAGCAUCCAAAGUUCAAUUUUGUUGGCAAACUUCUGGGACCCAAGGGCAACUCGCUGCGCCGCCUGCAGGAGGAGACGCUCUGCAAGAUGACAGUGCUGGGCCGUAAUUCUAUGCGGGAUCGCGUCAAGGAGGAGGAACUGCGCAACUCUAAGGAUCCCAAAUAUGCGCACCUCAACAGUGACCUGCACGUGGAGAUAUCAACGAUAGCCCCGCCAGCAGAGGCAUAUGCACGGAUCGCCUAUGCCAUGGCCGAGCUGAGGAAGUAUCUGAUACCCGACAGCAACGACAUCAUACGCCAGGAGCAGCUGCGCGAGCUAAUGGACAGCACCAGCCUCAAUGACAAUGACAACGCCAAGAGCGGCUACAAAAAGGCCCCCCACAUGCCCAGUGGCAACAAUCUGAUGAGCGGAGGUUCCGGAGGUCCCACUAACACCCCUGGCGGUCCCAAAAACACACCGCACCAUAAUUACAGGGGCUCACAGCAGUCGUCGUUCAGCAAAAAUGUGCUCGCCCCCAAGCAAAAGGUGAUGUCCAUACUGGAAAAGGCCAGAACGGCCAUGGAUGAGACAUAUGGAAGAGGCUAUGGCGAUGGCAUUGGCUAUGAUCCACAUCAGUCGUACGACAGCUACUCAUAUGGCUCACACGGCCACGGGCCGCCCACUAGUAUACUGGGCGGUGUGGGCAGCAUCAAUAGCGGGUGCGGGCGUGGUGGUGGUCACUACGAUAACACAGAUUAUGAGCCGGAGUACGGUCGGCGGGACUACUAUCAGCAUUCACCAAGCUAUACAGCAGGCGGGGGUGGCGGUGGCGGGGGAGGAGGCGGAGGCCAUGGCUCUGGGGGCGGUGGCUCACAAUCGAAUGCAAUUGGCAGCACUGGCCUCAGUUCCAACCACAAUCGCAGCCAUGCUAACAGGUGAAACUUACUGGGCUAUAGCAGUGCCGGCGGAGGUCGAGUGAGCGGCGCAACAAGUGCCACCAAUCCAGCAUCAGCAAACCACAAUUUGACGAUGAAAGCCCCAACCCCAAGCAGCCAUAACCACAGCAAGAACUUUACGCCAAGCCACGGAACUGAAGGCCAAAAUGCGGAGAACAGCACUCCCAACUACUUUUACCACGCCAGUGGUAGCUCCAAGCCAAAUCAGCAGCAACUUCAUCAGUUCCAACCAAAAUUCCCACCGCAGCUAUCAACCCACAACAACAUGAAUAACCACAACCCAAAAUCAUCAUCAACAAUCAACAACAACAACAAUAAUAAUACCAGCAACAACUUUCACCAGAGCAAUAGCAACAACGAUGUUUCGUUCUCAAUAUCCGCCUAUAUUCGUACACUCAACCAAAUAGAUUCCAUGCCUGGCCAAAAGAGUGCCAAUACCACCACAACCCAUGCCAAUGCCAAUGCCUAUACGAGAGCAAUGCCAACCGUUGGCAACAGCAGCAAAACUCACACAUUACACAGCAAAAAUAACAACAGAAACACCGCUACAAGCGCUACAGUGCCAGAUAUGCUAUUAGUAAGACCUGCUUAUCCUUCUUCGCUACAUAUUGGUACAUUUCCGUUCUUGCCAGUGCAGUUUUUCUGAUUUCAACAAUACAACAACUAUAUCAACAACAACAUCAACAUCAACAACUACAUCACAAAUACUUUGUACACUUAAAUGCAUAAGAUGAUAUAGGGAUGACGAGGGAGAAAUAUUUACAAAAUGGAAACAUACAAAACAUAUACAUACAUCUAUAUAUACUAUACAUAUAUAUAUAUACAUAAAUAUAUAAAUAUAUAUAUUGUCCGAUUUUUUAUCUAUAUUUACAAGACAUCUUCAAGAUAAUGGAAAGAUUACUUAGAGCUACAAUCGAUACGGCAGUUGAAUCAAUAAUUAGGUUCGCGGCCCAGCUCAAAGCUGGGAUAUUAUAACAGACAAAGCAAAUUCAACUGACGAAGCAAGACAAAGCUAUGUAUAGCGAUAGCCCUGGGGCUGAGGGUCCGGUCGGGUGGGGUCGGGUCGGGUCGAGACAAAAUCUAUGAGAUUAAAUAACUAAAUAAAUAUUAAUAUAUACAUAUAUACAAUACAUGAAUAUAUGAAAUAAUUACAGAGGGCACAUUUGAAAUCAUAAUUUUAUUUAUAUAUGCAUAUAUAUUUGACAAAAACUAACGAUAAAGAUAAAGAUACGGAUAAAGGUCAAGAUAAAGAUAAAGAAUAUAUAUAUAAACAUACAAAUUAUAAUAUUUACAUUAUUAAUUGAGAUCGCCUAGACUUACGGUGAGGACACAAGCAAACAACAACAAGAAACAAACGAUAAAAUACCUAAACGAAUUUAUGUAAUACACGACAUUUCAACAUAAAUUAAAUAUAUCGAAUACUAAAACGAAUACAAAUAACUAACGGAACACAUGAAUACACGUAAAAUAUGCGAAUAGUUAAGUUAUUCAGAGAUUGUGAAUACCAGGUCCAUAUACGGACAAUGCUGCAAAUGAUUACUUUAUUAAAACCCAAGAUACGACAACAAUAACAGAGUAAAAAGAAUACUUAAAGCCAAACGUAAAUCAUAAUGUAACGAAACCAUAAUGAAUACUCGAUUAAUUUAUACACAUAUGCGAAAUUAAAGUUAAACCGACAGCUAACUAAUACGAUA
Messenger RNA from Drosophila miranda, 3193 nucleotides. Its product is annotated as probable serine/threonine-protein kinase DDB_G0272282. Lineage: Eukaryota; Metazoa; Arthropoda; Insecta; Diptera; Drosophilidae. The transcript has 9 exons. Gene Ontology annotation, biological process: regulation of alternative mRNA splicing, via spliceosome. Gene Ontology annotation, molecular function: mRNA binding. Gene Ontology annotation, cellular component: nucleus. The record is from RefSeq and is a predicted model, not a curated record.